Molecule: messenger RNA, 7237 nt
Organism: Monodelphis domestica (gray short-tailed opossum)
Lineage: Eukaryota; Metazoa; Chordata; Mammalia; Didelphimorphia; Didelphidae
Product: zinc finger protein 282
Biological process (GO): regulation of DNA-templated transcription
Molecular function (GO): DNA-binding transcription factor activity, RNA polymerase II-specific; RNA polymerase II cis-regulatory region sequence-specific DNA binding
Source: RefSeq, a predicted model, not a curated record
GGGACUGUUUGCUCCUACGGGCUGUAGAUGGAGCUGUCCGGCCUCGGCGAGGGGGAAGGAGGCUGGGAACCGCUCCUCCCUUCGCUGGCCGGCCUGAGAGGGGAACAGGACUCCCAGGAUGCAGUUUGUGUCAACACGGCCGCAGCCCCAGCAGCUGGCCAUCCAGGGCCUGGGACUGGACAGCGCGAGCUGGAGCUGGGCCCAGGCGCUGCCCCCCGACGAGGUCUGCCCCCAGGAGCCCGGUGCGCCGCGAGCAGGGGAGAUGGCCGAGGGCAUUCCUCCCAUGCAGGCUCAAGAAUGGGACAUGGACACCAGGCGUCCAAUGCCCUUCCAGUUUCCAACCUUUCCAGAGAGGGCACCUGUUUACCCUGACCGGAUGAUGAGGGAGCCACAGCUGCCCACAGCUGAGAUCUCCCUCUGGACCGUGGUGGCUGCCAUUCAGGCUGUGGAGAGGAAGGUGGAUGCCCAGGCCAGCCAGCUACUAAACCUAGAGGGGCGGACGGGGACGGCGGAGAAGAAGCUUGCAGAUUGUGAGAAGACAGCAGUGGAAUUUGGGAACCAUAUGGAAAGCAAGUGGGCCAUGCUGGGCACCUUGCUCCAGGAGUAUGGGCUGCUCCAGAGGAGGCUGGAGAACAUGGAGAACCUGCUCAGAAACAGAAACUUCUGGGUCCUCCGGCUCCCUCCGGGCAGCAAGGGCGAGGUCCCCAAGGUACCUGUGACCUUUGUUGAUAUAGCUGUUUACUUCUCUGAAGAUGAGUGGAAGAAUUUGGAUGAGUGGCAGAAGGAGCUUUAUAAUAACCUUGUAAAGGAGAACUACAAAACUCUAAUGUCACUAGGUGCCGAGAAUACAGUCCCCAAGCCAGAUGCCCAGUCUCGAGUGGAGCCAAGGGAGGAGCCCUGUGUAUGGGAACAACAUAACCCUGAGGAGAGAGAAAUCCCAAUGGAUCCCAGCACAGCCAUUGAAGCUCUGAUUCAAGCACCAGCUGCUUCCUCUCAGGUGAAGAGAGAAGAACCAUUGUGUGCCAGGGUUCAGAGGUGCUCAGAAGAGAGAGAAAUUGUGGCUGACACUGUGACUGACUCCCCAAUUUCUACCCAGGACAUCUUAUCCCGGAUUAAGCAAGAAGAGCAACAUUGUGUGUGGGAUCAACAGGAUUUGGAGGAAAGGGACAUUCCCACAGAUCCCAACUCAGAAUCUCUGAUCUCAGCACAUGACAUUCUGUCAUGGAUCAAACAGGAAGAGGAGCCAUAUCCCUGGGGCCCACCAGACUCAGUGGAAAGGGACAUGGCCAUUGAUACUAAUGCUGGUGAUGGGCUGUUAAUGGUCAAAAGUUCUAGCCUCCCUGUGCCCCAGCACCAGCCCCACCAACAAAGCAUCCCCCCACUCCCUGGGCCGGAGAACGCAGGUGGGGGGCCCAGCCGGGGGGUCGUUGGGAUGCUGGACGAUCUUUUCCCGAUGGUCCCCAGGGAGCGGGGCCUCUGUGACGGCCUCCACAGCCCCCCGGGGAGCCCGGCCGUGGAGAGUGGAGGCGGGGAGGGCAGCAGCCUGGCAGCCGAGCACCAGCGGAGCCACUUCCUCUCCCCGGGUCAGGACAAAUCCCACUUCUGUCUUCAGUGCGGCAAGACGUUCGACGUCCGAAAGAGCCUGGUCAUCCACCACCGGAGCCACACCAAAGAUCGGCCCUUCGAGUGCGCCGAGUGCGCCAAGAGCUUCAACUGCCACUCGGGCCUGAUCCGCCACCAGAUGACCCACCGGGGCGAGCGUCCCUACAAGUGCUCGGAGUGCGAGAAGACGUACAGCCGCAAGGAGCACCUGCAGAACCACCAACGCUUACACACUGGAGAAAGGCCUUUCCAUUGCGCCCUGUGUGGCAAGAGCUUCAUCCGGAAGCAGAACCUCCUCAAACACCAGCGCAUCCACACAGGCGAGCGGCCCUACCAGUGCAGCGAGUGUGGCAAGAGUUUCCGAUACAAGGAGUCGCUCAAGGACCACCUCCGGGUGCACAGCGCCAGCCUCGGGACCUCUCGGCCCCACCAGGCACUGGAACGGGACUAGGCUGGUGCCGAGGGUGGGGGUGGGGACAGUGCUGGAGGAGGCCAGGGGGAGGGGGGGAAUCCAGCCGUGCAGGAGGGGGGGGUUGGGGGAGCCAGGGAAGAAACCCUCCAGAGAGGAGUUUUUGGUGACUGGUGACCCUCCCCCUCCUCACGUGGGUGGCCCGGGGGGUGGGGAUGCGGCUUUCACCACCCUCCACUUAUGGGUCCCGGAUGUCUCCUCCACCCUGCCCAAGGUAGAGCCCAGGGACCAAAGGGGCUGACCGCAGAGCCUGCCCCAGAAGGUGGGACGCAGAAACCUCAGACUGAACACCUGGUACAGGAGUGGUUGGUGCUCCUCAGCCUCCGCCCCAGCCUUGCCUCUCGCGCCUGACAGGAGGGUGGGGGAGGGGGUCCUCUAGGAAGCAGCAAAGCCAGGUUGAGCUGGUGGGCGUGGGGAGCUGGGGAUCCCCAGGGACAAUCACUUAGACUGCGGGUAGGAAAGGAGGCGCAGGGGUAGGCGGCAGGGGCUGGUAUCCAAACUGGUGGCACCACCUUGCCUUGGAGCCAUGCUUUCCCCUUCCUUCUCAGGCUCGAGGCCGCCCCUGUCCCCGGAACAGACACCCGGACCUGGCAGGUGAGGGAUAGUGCAUCAAAGUAGCCUUACACCCCUUUGACAGAUGAGGAAGACUAAGCGACCUCUCUGAGGUCACAAGGCAGGACCAGAACUCAGGUCCCCGACUCCUAUCCUUGUGCCUGUGCUGUUCCACCGCACUGCCCUACCUCAGUCAUUUGAGCAGUGCUUGGGCCUGGGCCUCUCCUGCCUGCCUUCCCUAGCCACCAAGAAUGCUUGCCGCUAUGGUUGGGGGCAGGCAGGGGGAGGGGGUAUGUGGCUCCCAUCGAGUCCCAUCCAGUGGCCGAAGACAACACCACUGCAAUCUGUGCGAAUCUCACUGAGCUCUUGAGGGAAGGAGGAAGGGGCUAGGGCCCACCCGCUUCCCCAAGACCCCAUCCAGCAGCAUCUCAAUGUGACUGCAUGAGAGAAAACUUUGUGCCAGCAUCGCAUCUCAGCCUGCCCAAGGGAGUGAAACUCCUCGAUUCAGGCUUCCCCAGGGAGCAGGGCAGUAAGUGAGGUAGAGAGUAGAUAGGCCAAGAGGAGGAAGGACUCUUCCCAAGUCCAUUAGAUGCCAGCCGCAGCUCUGGGACACCCCUGGCUCCGGCUUCUCCCUUGCCCCAUUCCCCCUGAGCUCUCUUAAUUGGUGCUAUCUGUACAGUUGAAGACAGUUAUGGACCUAGAUCCUAACGUGUCAUGGUGCCUGGUGAGCAUUUUUAUUUUAUUUUUUGUUUUUGUUUUUAGAGAGCUUCACCUGACUCCCUUUUUUUUUAAUGUGUGCAUCUAAUGUGGCCCCAGGGCCUUACCUCCCCAGGGGCCACAUUCUCUGUGUUUGUGUCUUGCAUGGCCCUGCAAAAAAAAUUAAAAAUAAAAAAAAAUAAAAUAAAAAGGCCAGUGAGGUUGGGAUGAAGUGCCCUGGGGCUCACAAUGCAUUUGUUUAAAAAGAAAAAAAAAAGAUUUCCCUCCCUUGCACUCUGACCCCUGCUUCUCUUCCACUUUGGAAGGGGGUUGUCUGGGGAGCAGUAAGAAGGUAGCCCUCUGUGCCACCUCUUUUGAGUUCAUGGCUUAUGAACUUUUCCCCUGGGUCCUUUUCCACUUCUCCCAGAUCCCCCAAUUGCUACACAAAGAGAAUGCUUGCAGCAAAGUAGAUGGAGGCAUCCAGACUACAGAAGUUGGAACUCUUGACACGUUCCCAGUGCUGGAAGUUUCUCCAGCUUGGCUGCAGAUAGUAAAACCCAAAUUAACCAGAAUCCAAUUUUUUAUCAGAAGUUGGGUUUUUUUUUAAUUGUUUGCUUUUGCUACGUUCCAAUUUUAAUAAAAAAGGUGACUGAAGAAAAGCUGAGAUCAGGAUUAUUGUCACAGAAUGUUAGAGGUGGAAAAGGGACAUUAAGGAUCAUCUUGUUCAACUCAUUUUAUAGGAAAGUAAAUUGAAACCCAAUGAAAUGACUUAUCCAAGGUCACAGAUCAGGUUAAAAGCAGAUCUAGAAUAAGAACUUUAAAGUCCCGUGCUCUUUCCAGUGCAUCACACCAAAUUCCAGCAGAUAUCUGGGGAGCAGUCUAUACUUAGCCCCAUCUCCUGUGUUAAUGUCUAUCUCUAAGUCUAGAAAGUGAUGACUUAUGUUCAGAAUAUGGCUACUAGAGUGCAAGAUAGAGAGAUUGAACGACUGAAAGAUUUUUAAGGAUUACAACAAAAAAGAAUUUCUUCCUAAACCCUAGUUAACAAGAAUAAUUAUUGAAUGCUACUCAUUUUCCAAGUAUUCUGGUUUUAUCAAGCUUUAAUUGGACUAGAAAUGGAUUCCCAGAUCUUUCACCCACCCUUCUCAAUCAUCCUGGAAAAUAUUAAUCAGAGCAUGAUCUAGAAUUAUCUAGAACAGUGAUUCUCAAAGUGUGGCCCAGGGACCCUUCUCAAGACCCUUUCAUGAAUAUGCCAAGCUAUUCUCAUAACAUUAUUAAGAUGUUUUAAUUUCUAAUAUGGUAAUAUUAGAAUAUGAUAGUAAUAUGUGGUUAUAUCAGUAGAUAUAGCCCACAUAAACAAAGGCUCUUUGAAGGUCCUGUAAUGGGGAAAUUUAAGGCUUCUGGGAGAAGGUUAUAAUAUAGUAAUGGUUACAAAUGUGGCUACAAGAUUUAUAUAAUAUUUAACAAUGGCCGCCAAGGAAUUUACUUAUGAAAUUCCUAAAAUGAAACACUCAAGUCAGAAUGAGGUUUAUGGAGGUUUAAUCACACUGGGAGUAGGGAAAAGGUUAGGGAGAGAAGGAGAGAAGAGAAAAGGGAAAGAGGCUACUCAACCUCUGACCAAGGCAGGGGGAGUUUUAGGCCCAAAGGCCCAGGUGGAAAGAAUCAGUCCUUAACUCACGUGACCGAUCUGAAGGAAAGCUGUCUGCGGGCGUCCUCUCUGUCCAAGCUCCUAACACCAACUCGCAUCUCGCUCUCUCCACAGGAAGUGAGAGAAUUCCAGAGGCUGUUCCCUACCUCACUUCCUGUGUCUCACAAAAUCCAAUGGUUGGCUCUAGCUUGGCUUAGGACAGCCCAGGUGGGCAGUUAGUUAUUUCUGAUUUGUCAUUGACUAGCACAUGCCCGUGUAGUGUGGGUGUGCACAAUUUUUUUGGUGCUAGACCAAGAUGGAGACUUUUUUAAAAUUCACAGUCCUCAAUAAUUUUUAAUAAUGUAAAGAGUACCUGAGAGAGCCAUUCUUUAAGGUCAGCUGAUUGAAUAAGCUCUCUCAGCCUUCUCUUCUGUAAGGAGUUAGCUCAUAGCCAUCGGGGCACAUGAGAGGGUAGGGGGGAAGGUCUGGAGGUCCUUAGGCAAGAAAAGAGAAUGUCCCUGUCCCCAACCAAUUAAUCAGAUACAACUGUCUGAAAAUAUCUUUAUCUUAUCUCCUUUAGCCAAUUUGAGGCAGUGAGAAGGGGUCUCAGGUGCAUGGGUAGUUGAAGAGUAAGAAAAGACUGACAAAUGGCCAAAUGUCAUUCAACAAAUACUGAAUACUUAACUGUGUUUGAGACACCAUGCCAUGCACUGCGGAAGACACAAAGAUAUGAUCCCUGCUCUCUAGGACUUUAUGAUUUAAUGGGAGAAAUUAAAUGCAUGUAUAAAGACAUACUCUGAAGUAAAUGCCACAAAUGGUACAGAUGUGUUAUCUGAAGGGCUGUCAUGAAACAGGGAUUAGACUUGUUUUGUUUGACCAUGGAAUUUGGGGUAAGACCAGUGAGUAGAAGUUACAGAGAGUAAAAACUUCCUAAUAAUUAGAGCUAUCCAAAAAGAAAUGGAGUCAGUGCCCACUUGUCUGGGACAUUGAAAAAGGGAUUUCUGUUUAGGUACAAAAGCAUCCAGAUGGUGUCUGAGGUUCUUUGAAACUCAGAGAUUUUAUGAUUCUGAGUGGAUGUGUAGAAGGAACUGUAGAAGGAACAUGACUUCCAUAUCUUCCUCUACCAGGGAUCUCCACAAAGUGUCAUAAAUGAAAAUGGAUUGAGAAGCUCUGACCUAAAGAGUAAAUUAAAGGAAGUGUUUAUCAUGUUACUACCUGGCCUAGCCUGUGCUAACAAAGAGCUUCCAGUCUAGUUGGAAAGAUAAGCUGUAUUCAGGCAAAAGGGGAGCCAACUAAACAGGAUAAAGUAAGGGCUAAAUGAUACAGACUGCUAUCAAAAUCCAGACGAAGGAGAAAUAUCACUGACUGGUAUGGUCAGGGAAAGCUUCCUGAAGAAAAUGAACUUGAACUGAGUCUUGAAGAAUAACUAGAUUUGAUUAGAUAGAGAUAAAGGAGGAUAUUUUGGGAGGAAGGGAUGUACAAAAGAAGGGGAAAUGGAUAUGCUUUGUUGGGAGAUAUGGUGAGGAUAUCAGACUUGCUCAUCAACAGUGGGAAAUUAGAAAUGUAGAUUGGAGGCAGAUCAUGGAAGGCAUCAAAUGCCAAACAAAAAAGUUUAGGCUUAUUGUGCAGUCUAUAGAGAACCCAAGAAAGUUCUAGAUAAAGUGAUGUGACUUCUAAGCAAUGUUUGGAUAAAUUAACAAAAGCAGAAGAUUAUAGGAUUUACAACUGGAAAGGAUCUUAUAGGAUGUCUAAUCCAACCCAUAUUUAUAUGACCUUUUAACAGGUAAAAACAUACAUUCUGUCUGUUCAUGAAGGACAAAGGGGAAUAGAAUAUAUCUUUUACUAUAGGCCUUAUACAUUUCUGCCUUUAUAGUCUUGCAGAUGCUCAGAGUGAGAAGGCAUCUUAGAGGCCAUUUAGUCUAACCCAUAUCUGAAAAAAAAAAAAUCUCCCCUCCAACAUAACCCACAAGUGGUUAUCUACUCACUGCUUGAAGAUUCCAGUGAAGGACUCAAUAUCUCCAGAGAAAGCCCAUCCCACUUUUGGAUAUCUCUAAUUAUUAGAACUAAUCAAAAUUGUAACAGGAGGCACAGCUCAAGACAGAAUGAUGAAAAGGGUUCUAGAACAGCACCUGGGGUGUCAGUCAUCUGGGGAAUAGGUUUUCUUCCAUCAGGGUGGCAGUCUGUGAGAAAGUAUACCCCUUUGUGCAUGGGGAGUCUCAGAGUGAUUCAAUGACUUGAUUUUCCCUUGUUAUUUACUUUACUAUUCUGUCUUAAUUAAAUGCUUUGCUAUUUGA